AUGAAGUUCUCCACUACUUUCGCAUUGUUGAGCAUGGCUACGUCCAUCUUUGCCCGACCAACUACUUGGGACCCAAAUCAGGCACCAGCCGAAAUAGCUCCUCCUUUUGCACCAUUAAUGGCCACACCUGGUCCAUUCGUUUCGGAUAUCACCAAAGAGCACAGAGACGCGGAGGUAUCAAAAGUCCCCGAGCAUCUUGAACGUCGUGGAGACUUCCUGGACAUUGCGUUGGGAAUAGCUAUGCUCAUCGAGGAUCUUCUCCCGGGCAUCUCCUUUCCCGAUUUCAGUGAUGACCCGAAAUGA
Messenger RNA from Exophiala mesophila, 303 nucleotides. RefSeq lists its product as uncharacterized. The record is from RefSeq and is a predicted model, not a curated record. The coding region runs from base 1 to 303 and encodes 100 amino acids. NCBI's taxonomy places the organism in Eukaryota, Fungi, Ascomycota, Eurotiomycetes, Chaetothyriales, Herpotrichiellaceae. The transcript has a single exon.